Molecule: messenger RNA, 2205 nt
Organism: Aspergillus tanneri
Lineage: Eukaryota; Fungi; Ascomycota; Eurotiomycetes; Eurotiales; Aspergillaceae
Exons: 4
Coding region: 1-2205 (734 amino acids)
Source: RefSeq, a predicted model, not a curated record
AUGGAUCCUCUUCCUGAUCUACCUGAAGAGACUGAUAAAAUCUUCUGCAGCAAAUGCGUGAAAUUCUACGGCGUUGAUGAAUUCAAGUUUAACAAGGACGGGAAGCCACAAAGAACUUGCAAGCGCCAUGGUCGAAAACGCGCGUUGGAGCUCGAUGACUGGGACAGUUUCACCCGGCUUCUCCGAAAUUGGAAUAAAUUGGCAAACCAAAUACUCGAAGGGAGCUAUAUUUUUGAUUUGGAUACUCUACCUGUUAAUUUCGGCUCCCUGCGUGCGCUUGAAGUUGCAAAUGGCGAUGGAGAUGACAUCGACCGUAACACGCUUCUGCGAUCCGAAGUGAACGCGGCGAUGCACGACCUGGGUGUAGUGAUUUGGAAGGCGGGUGGGUUUCGUUUCCGCCACACGGGAACCAAUUUCCAAAGUUUCACGUACAAAUACCACUGCUCCCAAGACCUGAUGCACGUUAAAAACUAUCAGUCUACGGUGGAGGAAGAGAAGCAGCGGGAUGGCCGACGAAUGGCGCGGUUUCCUUGCCAAAGCAAGCUCAAUAUACGGCCGUGUUUACAGAGCCGAACGCUAUCUCUAUCGAUCUGUCAUCAAUGGCACAUACCCUAUGAAGACAUCGAACUGUCACCAGUUGUGCAAGAAGUGAUCAAUUCGCUUGUAUCCACCAAAACUCCGUCCGAAAUAUACCGUGAGAUUCGACAGAUUCCAGAAGGAAAACCGGUGACGAGGCAUCAAGUGUACUAUCUGUGGCAGAAAGCGAAUGCAGAGAUCUGGCAGCGAGACUUAGAUCCCUUCGUCUCGGCCACAAUGCUUCUUUCUGAAGACAGUCGCUAUCGUGAUCACCACGCAGUCUUCACGGCGGGAAACCUGAGGGCAUUAGGGUUCUUCGCCUCUGAAACCAUUGAAAAGUUGCGGGGAUCCGCCCCUCAAUUAGUGAUGGACUCCACGUUUGGAACCAACAGUGGUGGUAUGGACCUAUUUGCGGUAUUGGCCGAAGUUGAAGGUACUGGAGCCAACCCAGCACAGAAGAAACCCAUCCGUGCGGACCCUGGAGCGACGACAUACAUUCUUCAGCAAUUUCUUGAACGACUGAAAAAUUUCGGGUUCAAUCCAAGAUGCGUAGCGAUUGACAAGGACUCAUCAGAAAUUGCCGCAGUCACGGCAGUGUGGUCUGGGGUAAAAGUUCAACUUUGCUACUGGCAUGUGAAACGGGCUUCCUCGACGACUUUGCAUCGCGAAUGUGCGGCCGAGAUGCAUACGUGGUGUAAGGAACGGGGAUAUUACCGUCUUUGGGCUUAUCUGUAUAUCAACUGGUACUGUCCCGAACAGUGGAAGCUGUGGGCACGGGCCGCCGAUCCUACUGAUAUCCCAGUGGUGAAAACAACAAUGAUUGUUGAGUCACACUGGCGAACGCUAAAGCACGACUAUCUUCAUCGAUUCAAUCGGCCGCGGGUUGACCUGGUGGUGUGGGUCUUGACGUCGCGAGUUCUCCCGGAUGCCGUCCAUCGAAUGAAAGCUAUUUCCAGUGGGCAGUUUCGCAUAUUCAAAGCUCGAUGGAGAGAUGCCUUCAAGAAGCAGUGGCGUAAGGAAGCCUGUAAAACCGUGGAUCCGGACAAAUUAAAAAAGAAUACCACACGAAUCCAGUUAACUGGGUCUGUGCUUGCAAAUCCUUCCUCCACAGUCGCUUCCUUAUAUGCAAAACACAUCGUCUAUUGCUUUGAGUUACCCAGUCCAGACUGUUUUGAAACUGUUAGUCGCCAGACAGUCUAUCCUUUCUGGAAAGAUGAACAAUUGAUUUUGCGACCUGAGUAUGCGCCGAGGGAGGGACUCCGCACUCGAAAACUGCAUGGAAUCGUUGAAAUGCAAGACAGCACCCUAUCAUCCCUACUAUACUCUUCAGAAAGCGAGUCAGAGCAGGAUGAGGAUGGAGAUGAUGACCAGGAGGCUGUGCCCAUGGAAAUCCUCGUCGCAGAAUUCAGAGAAGUGAUGCAAAAUGCGAUGAAUCUUUUUGAGGAUCAAGUAGCAAAGGGAAAUGAAAAGUUUGUGGAGAGAUUUAUAGCUUCUAACCAAAUGAAUCGUAUCUUGGUGGAAGAAGUUAAGCGCCGUCGUAAUAUGCGAAGCAUGCCACGGACUUGGGGAGAUGUAAACAUCCAGCAACGAUGUAUUUCAAAUAAAUUGUUAAAUUGCGGGAAUUUUUAA